Soboliphyme baturini is the source of this 516-nucleotide messenger RNA. NCBI's taxonomy places the organism in Eukaryota, Metazoa, Nematoda, Enoplea, Dioctophymatida, Soboliphymatidae. The record is from the annotation of a GenBank genome assembly.
AUGGCUGGGCUGUUUCACUCGCAGGCGUUGAAGUCGAUCGGCCGUCGACGUGCCCCAGUGCCCCGGUCUCGCCCAGCUUUCCAUACCGCGUUCGUCCUUUCGUCUCCUUCGGAGAUCCUCAUUAACCAUUCGCUGAUGAAGUACAAAAGUCGCAGUGUCGAAACGUUCGUUCGCGAUGGUGCCAGGUCAGAAACCUACAAACGCAACAUCAGCGACUUGCUGCACAGCCCCCUUGAGCCUCAGCCGAAACAACGGAAGUCACCGAGGUGGCGAUGGACGAUGCUGGUGAAGUUGUCGUGCUUAAAUAGCUGCAUUCUCGACCAUCUGAGAGCUUCGGAGGUAAUUUCCUCGUCGCCCCGACAACUGGUGCCGAUGGUCUGGCGACCGUUGGAAAACUUGCCAUGCGUCGUACCACCUUCAAAACAUAUGGUCGCUUUCCGUUUGACCGAUCACCUGUCAGAAAAGCUGGCUUGUCGCCGUUUUUUGCUGUUGCAAAUAAGUGUCGCUGCUUUUUAA